UUGUACAUAUUUUCCCGCAACCGUGCGAUUGGGUUUAGUCUUCUGCGAGCUUUUGAACGGUGUGGAUCACCUCUCCCUGGAUCCCAAGGAGAGUUUUGGAGUGUGUGUGUGCGCCAACGGGACGGUACACGGAAGAGGAGUACGAAGUGCGAGGAGUGAAUUUCAAACGGGACUUGAAGGUCUGCCGCUUGUUGUCCAGAAGGUUGGCCCUGAUAGUGUUUGGUGUCGCGGAGAAAUCAGUGCGUGAAAAAUCGACAACUAAGGAGAGGAUAGUGACAGAGCAAGUAAGGGCCGCUGGGCUGGCCACCAGCUGACACGGAAAGUGAAGUUCUGGAUCGCGCGGGAUCGCGUUUUUCGGUGCUACUCCAGCGUCGUGAAAGUAGAAAUCGUAGGAAAGUGAUAGUGGUGGCUAGGGGCUAGUUGUUGCCUCGGAAGACGUUGUACAGUGGAGAGAUCAACGAACGGAACCGCGUAAGAACUGGAGUAGGACGGAAUAGCUUUAAACCCGUUAAAAUGCGUUCGACACGCGGGUUGUUUGCUGCAGUCGGAGUACUCGCGAUGUGUAAUGUGCUAACUAUCGCGCAAGCUCUCCAAGGUUACUACGGGACAAAGAUCGGCGAUCUUACCCAGCUGCAUCAUGGUGUUUCCGGGUCGGUUUACGCAGUAGAUGCCCGGACUUUGUUUCUGAAGAAUUUAAACUACGAUGGCGAAGGUCCUGCGGCCUAUUUUUAUGUCGGCAAUACUCGAGCUCCAAGCAACAAAGGUGCUUACCGGCUGCGAGACGAAAGGGGACGCGCUGGCAUUCUACGAAAGUAUCGCAAUGAGGACAUCACGCUUUCCCUUCCGGAAGGCAAGACACUACGCGAUAUCCGGUGGUUCUCGAUUUGGUGUGAUGAUUUCAGCGUAAAUUUCGGCGAUGUGGUCAUCCGAAAUGAUUUGGAUUUUCCGCGGCCAACAAAAAUCGGGGCGCUAUCGGGAAUACACGACGUUAGUUCGGACAGUAUUGUGAUUGUGGACGCGCAGACGCUGUUGAUACCAAACUUUAACUACGAUGGAGAAGCACCAGAUGCAAAAUUCUGGGUGGGCCGCGGGUCGAAGCCCACUUCCCAGGGUAUUCGCAUUCCGGACGAGAACGGCAAGGAAACUCCGCUGCGUCGUUACGACAAGAAGACCAUCGUGUUGACCCUGCCCGGUGAUUUGACUGUGUUCGAUAUCGGGCACUUUGGUGUUUGGUGCGAGGCAUUCACCGUCGACUUCGGCCACGUUCGUAUCCCGGAUCAGGUCAACGUGCCGCCAUCGUUGAAGAUGCUGGGCAUCAGCCCACAGUCCAAGCUCAACUGCGAAGUGCUCCAGGAUGACCUAGCGUUCGAGGUGCGAUGGGCUGUUGCCGGCGAGAGCAUUGUCAUCCAGCUGGUGGCCAAACUAGAGGAUGGUGAGUACAUGUCGUUCGGAGUCUCUCCCGAUCAAGCUCGAACCGUAAUGGUGGGAGCCGAUGUGGCGGUGGUUUGGGUUGAUAAAGCUACCGGCAAGGGCUAUGCUCAGGAUUAUUAUUUGGAUGCCAAGUCUCAGUGCUCCGGCGGCCGAGGAAGUUGUCCCGAUACGCGUAUCAACGAGAAUAGUAACUCGAUCCGUCUGCUCAACGCGGCCAUGGUGAAUGGUUACUCGAUUGUUACCUAUCAGCGUCCAUUGAAGGCUUCCGACCAUCUCGAUUUGCCGAUUGUGACCAAUGGAUCGCAGGCAAUCGUUUGGGCUAUUGGACCGCUCAAUCAGCGCUACGAGGUGUCCUAUCAUUCGCAGUAUCUGAAGAGCAAUAAAUUGGUAGAUUUCGGUCGACAACCUUACUGGAACUGCCCAACUCCCGAGUCUGAUCAACACAAGUCGCAGCAUGCUCACCAGAAACAUCCAGCCCAGGGUUUGGAACCGAACCGACGGGUUGACGCGAUGCCACGACCCAAACAGCCAGCCACCGCUCGUCCGCCGGCCAAAGCAGGUGCGUGGGAGAUUCCGCCGAUUCAGUGCGACGAACCGGAGGAUGGCGUAUUUUAUGCUCAGAUGGGACCCACUGGGGGCAAGCAGGGGUACCCAGCCAUUACCGGCCAUGUCGGCUGGGGCAUCUCGUGGUACAUAAACGGAUUGCUGAUACCUGAAAUAAAUGUUGUGCGAGGUAAAACUUACAGUUUUGUGGUGGAAGCUGGAAUGGAUUCGGAUAUACCGGCCAAAUUCCAUCCAUUCUAUAUCACCGACGAUCCCGUCGGUGGUUACGAGCAUCAGGAAGAAGACGCCAGAAAGAACAUCCGCAUUUUUGCCGGCGUUGAAAAUGAUCGCAGUGGCCGGUUAGUACCGACCGGGAUUGGUCGAUUCUGCAAUUGGACCCCAAAUCCGGAUGGCCCACCUGCCGAUUCGUACCCAUCAUUUGGAGCCUACCAGCGUAGUUUGACGCUGAAAUGUGACGCCGGCGAGCCUGGAAUAGUGACCUGGACCCCGGACGCGAAUACCCCCGAUACGGUUUACUACCAAUGCUUCACCCAUCGAUAUCUCGGCUGGCGCAUUAACGUGCAUGAUUCGUGCGAUUUGGCUGCACCGAGCGAAAUCGAUGAGGUUUACGCCGACCCGGAUGAAGAGGGAAUUGCUGGCCAACCCUCGAUCCGACACGAAUCGAAACUACUGCCGUCCGAUAGAUUUCUCCAGCAGCACGAGAAUUUGAUUCACAAAAACGACAAGGACCUUAUAAAAAACCACAAUAUGAAUGCCGAUAAACCAAAGGACGAAGAGCAUAAGCAUAACCUGGAAGACGAUCCGGAGAUGACCAAGAUCAUCGAGGAUGGUAUUCGGGCAGCGGAGGAUCUCGAACAUAAGCUGAAGCAAAACCAAACUUUGGCCAACAAUUCUGAAAUCGAUGCGGGAGGUUCCAGCAAACCGAUUCUGUCUUCAUCCGGUUUACCGGUGUAUUUACGUCCACCAAGCAAUGGACCGAUGUUUCGGCCGGUGAAGUUACCAAUGCGCCGACCAAUAGCGGUUGAAAGACGCCCUGUCUUCACCGGACGUCCGACCCGACCGUACAUCAUCCCGCAGCCUUCCAUGAUCGUCAAUCACUACCAGAAACCGGUGAAUCCUAUGAUACGACCAUUCAUGCCAAAAAGUAAGCACCCGAUCAAAGCCAUUGCACCGAUCCUCCUACUUGGGGAAGCAACUGAGAUCAAACCAUUCCGCAAAGUGCCACCACAGGCAGCACUUGUUCAACCUCAGGAAAUGAUGCUCGUCAAACCGACUAAAUCCGUGUCGUAUAUGGUUCCCGAGAUCUCUCCACACCUCGCUAUGGGUCUGAAAAAGAUCGAACAAACUCCCAUCACGCUACCAAUCCGAUACACCAAACGUCCGGUGUAUAAAGAACCCCAGACUGUGAAACCUGUUUUCAAAACCGCUUACGAUGUUCAUGAGAGCAAGACACAAAUCGAAACAGUUCCGAGUGUUGGUUUUGAGCCAAGUUCGGUUGUUGUUGAGAGCGGUUUCAAACCGAUCUAUCGGCGCCAGGGAAUGCCGAAUGCGGAGUUUGACGAUCAUAUACGACAUCACGGGAACACAUUGCAGCGCCGUCAGGACGACGAUAUCGACGAGGCGAUAGAAAGCGAUGCGUUGAUGAUCGGCAGUGGUGAGCCACAAAGGCAAGCCUUCGAGCCCAUGUUCAUCCCAUCCCCACUGGACAGCAUGGCGAUGGCACAAAAGACAUUUGAGGCGGAAGAACGAAAAGAGCGCAUCAGGAAGUCUGAUCAGCUGAGUGGUGAUUUAAAGGAAAUGAAUGUGGAAGAAGGUGCAGACAAAAUGGCGAUGGCAGAUGACAGAGUUGAUUCGUUUUACCUUCCACCCGCCACCCAAAACGUGGUGAAGAUUUACCCCGAGGGUUCGGUUGUGUCCUACGAUGGGAAGGCAGUGUUAGAUGUGUCACUCUUGAACGCUCCAAGCAAUGUUCGGCAGGAGGCUGUCAAGUCGACAUCGAAAACAGAGCAGUUCAUUCGGGAUAACCCACAGUUCGGACCGUUCCGAGGAGAAAUCCCUCCCAUUUCGGAUUACGUUGCUCCCGAUGUGCAUCCAGUGUACAGCGUAAGGUCGAGUUCGGCACAACCACCGGUUUCCGAAUACUUGAACCCGCUUAUCCCGCCUGGGAUCAACGCGCAAGACAGUCCGAAACCAAUCUCUACCAAGUUGUCGAUCAUUAAACCUGCCGUUGAAGAGAAGGAGAACUCUCGAAAAAAGAGAGAGGCCCACCACCACCCGGAUCACCACGGUGACAGCCACGACGAUGGCUGGGAAGCACCGAAUGAAACCAGUGGACACUCGCAGAUCACCGUGGCUUCGUUGCUACCUUUACUUAGCACACUGAUAUUGCUCCGACGAGUAUUGUAAUGCGUGACCUGCAGCAUUUUUCUUUCACUUUGUUUUGGUUUAAGUUUUGUUAGAUAAGUUUUAUUUAAUGCCGAGUAGGAAGAACGUGCAAGAAACAAAAUUAAACACAAAUUACACACUGUAAAUAAUAAAGAAAACGUGAAAACGCGUUAAACUUA
Messenger RNA from Toxorhynchites rutilus septentrionalis, 4559 nucleotides. RefSeq names its product protein Skeletor, isoforms B/C (gene Skeletor). Bases 514 to 4401 code for a protein of 1295 amino acids. The transcript is spliced from 8 exons. NCBI's taxonomy places the organism in Eukaryota, Metazoa, Arthropoda, Insecta, Diptera, Culicidae. The record is from RefSeq and is a predicted model, not a curated record.